CAGGUCAGGUGAAACGUUAGAGGGUGGAAAGCUGCUGCCGAGCUCAGACUGACUUUAUCCUCAGGCUGUUUAUUAAGGAGUCAGGUGUUUUUUUUUGUUUUUUGUUUUUUUUUAAGCUUAAAAACACUUAGAAUAACUUUAAAUGUACCUCAGGCUUGAAGAACUGAAACCUUAGGUUAAAAAUGUUUUAUAGGUUUAUUAAGCCUCUCCACACAUACUCGGGGCGACUUUUUUAUGAGUGCGCCUCCUUGGUGGUGAGAAAGCGGUCUACAGGCCCAUGCAGAGAGAGAGACAGAGGGAGGAGGAAGAGAAAGAAUCGAGUCACUGUGGUCGUGAACAGGAAAGACGUCGUCGCAUCUUGGCUGACUUCAUCUGUCCACAGGUGAGGGAUCGUCAGUUACUCCACUACUUCCACAAGAAAGCCUUAGGACAGAGAUUUGACAUUAAAAAGUACAACGAGCUCAGAGACGAGCUAGCCAAGGUGGACGCUGAUCUGAGGAGGCUGAGGAACGCUAUCAAGCUGCUGCCAGUGGAUCAGAUCCAGCCUCAAAGAGCCAGUGUUUAACAGUUAACAUUUCUAACUGGAAACUGGAAUUUCUGGGUGGUGACUGCUCCAGAUUCUGUUUUUCUUUUUUUUCUUUGUUUUUCUAGAUUGUAUGCUAUAGUCACACUGGGGAAAACACUGGCACAAUUAAAACUGUUGUGACUACGUGCAAUGAUUUUGCAAACUCGUUGCUAGUUGAAGACAGGUACCAGGUCUGUGACCACUCACAGUCAGCUGCCGUCUUGAAAGCUACUUCAAAACAACAAAAUAUAAGAAAACAAACAAACAAAAAUAGAGUCAGCAUGGUUUCUCCAUCAGUUUACACUUGUAUGGGAUCAAGUGGGCAAUUCCAUUCCAUCUUUGAUAAAACAUCAAGCAACUAUGGUAAACUGAUGACAAUCGCAAAUCUGUUGUCGUCUGUAAAAAUAGAAAUUCACAUCAGGUACUUGCAUUCAGAGUCCAGGCAGAACCUCAUAAAUCUGAAAGAGAGAUUUGGAAAUCCUCCACAAAUAGUAACAUAGUUGUUGCAGGAUCGCGAUUUAACUGCCAAAUGACACAAUCACUCAGCAACCUUGCUUAAAUAUAGGAAUAUAACCAGGACACAAACACGAGUCAAGUGGCCUGUUGCAAUGACGUACGACACAGACAACUGAAGUAGAUGCAGUGAGUCUAAGUCAGACUGCAAUUGGUUGGAGACCAGUUGCCUCUCACCAGGCACUUGCCUCUCACUUUGCCAUGAACACCUGCAGCCUCAUGGGUUAACAGCUGGUCACUGCAAUGAUUUGCAAUUUGUUAUCUAAUGUUAAAAGUUUUCAAUAAAAUCACUGGGGACCCAACAUUGUUUCUAAUUCUCAAAGAGAUUGCCAGCCUGCGCUCUAGGGUGACAUUAGGCAACCAGAUGGAUUUCUGUUUCACUACAGCACUUUUACACUAAAGUUUUAUUUCACUUGAAACAUGUAAAUGAAUAAACAAAUUAAAUAAUUUCAAACUGACUCAACUCAACUGCUUCGUCUAGUUUAAUGAGAUGCUAGUCAUUGUUUACAGAGUUAAAUGUAACUUUUAAAAUACUUGAUGACCCUUGGUUGUGUUUUUGACUUUCAGGGAGCAGUCCUGAAGCUUUGCACAUUUCUGUAGCUGCUGAUUCUUUAAUGUCUGUUUUGCUAGUAAGGACAAUAAAAACACUAUUUCUUUUUUCAGUUAUGUAAGAUUUACAUCACAAUUAGCAUUGUUUUGUAUUUUACUUUCGUGUUGUAACAGGUAAAAAAAAACAUUCGGCUUCAUCACCAGUGUGUACAAACACAUGUAAAAACUUUGAAAAAGCAAACUCAGAGUGAAGAGAAACUAAGUCAGGAGGAGGGAAAUGCUUCACUGGCAGAGUCCUCUUAAAGUACCAAAGAAUAUAUAGCUCAUGUAAUGGUGAAAGGGAUGUUUCAGUCACGACUCAUGUCAGAUCUUUAGCAUUAGUUAAUCUUCUAAGUGUUUAUCAGUCAUUAUAGCCGUUACUUCAGCAGUCUGAUUUCCUACAAACUAUAUUCAGAAAUUGAAAUAAUUAUUGAAUAAUUAAAUAAUCAGCCCACUGAAACCUGGAACUAAAAAAAUCUACAACUCAUUCAUGAACUAUAAAACUGACUCUAAUACGCUAUAUCUUCAAAUGAGCUUCAGUCUGCAGAAAGGCCCUAGGUAGGCUUCCCAUUUUCCUGCUAACUUUUUGUCAUUUUUGUUGACCCAAUAGCAGAAGAAAUCUAAUGCAAGAGAAACAUUCAAUCUGACAACAAAGACCAUAAGAUAUGCGUAUAUGCUGAUGAUGUAUUACAGGGGUGGCCAACCCGCGGCUCUCUAGCCGCAUGCGGCUCUUUGCCUGGUUUCAUGCGGCUCUUACGUUCAUAUCAAAGUUUGUGUUUGUGUUUUGGGUAUUUUUUGUGUUGUUGUAUUAAAAUGUGCGCGUUCGCUUCGCUUGAGUUCAAUACGGUAUUUUCAUCAAAUGCGCAUGUGUGUGAGAUGAAAAUACCGCAAAGUUCCCAGUAGGAGCAAGUUCGCCCUUAAAAUGGCAGGGAAAAAAUGCACAGCAAAAAGAAAAUAUGAAGAUGAACACAGGACGUUUUUAACAGAGUGGGAGAGUUUAUAUUUUUUUGUUAAACGCAAUGGCAAGCCAUUCUGCCUUAUAUGCCAGACAUCAUUAGCGCAUUUCAAAGCUUCAAAUCUUCAGCACCACUUCAGCUCACUCCAUGCUAACAUCGACCAGGAAUUUCCAAAAGGGACUGAACUUCGCAAGCACGAGUUGGCCACUUUGAAAAGUCAGGCAGAAAAGCAGAUACAGUUUUUCCAAAAAUUUACGAAGCGGUCAGAGACCAUAACGCUCGCAUCCUAUCAGCUGGCUUGGAACAUUGCACGGGCUAAAAAGCCAUACAAUGAAGGGGAGUUUGUUAAAAAAUGCCUCAGUGAUGUUGUUGAAAUCUUGUCUCCUGAAAACAACAAAUUAAAACGCAUGGUAUCAGACGUCCAACUGUCCCACCACACUGUUGAACACAGAAUAUCGUACAUUAACACGGCUAUUGAAUCACAGUUGCACUCUGACCUUCAAGCAUGUGAGUAUUUUAGUGUCGCAUUGGAUGAGAGUUGUGAUAUACAAGACAAGCCUCAGUUGGCAAUAUUUGCACGGUCUGUGUCAAACGAUUGUGUGAUCAAAGAAGAACUCCUGGAUAUUGUGCCAUUAAAAGACAGAACCCGUGGCAUAGAAACCAUGAUGGCUGCAUUUGAAAAAGCAAAUCUGCCCAUAACGAAAUUAACUGCAAUAGCCACGGAUGGAGCACCAGCCAUGAUGGGAUCUGUGAACGGGCUUGUGGGGCUGUGCAAAGCUGACCAAACUAUUCCUGACUUUUGGAAUUUCCACUGCAUCAUCCACAUGGAGCAACUCGUGUCUAAAUCAUUGAAUUUAGAUAACGUCAUGAAGCCUGUGAUGGAAAUCGUCAACUAUAUCCGCACACAUGCGCUUAACCACAGGCAAUUUAAGAAUCUCAUCGCUGAGCUGGACCAAGGGCUUCCAGGUGACCUGCCGCUGCACUGCACUGUGAGGUGGCUGGCAAAAGGCCAGGUACUCUCUCGCUUCUUUGAGCUUUUGGAUGCCGUGAAACUGUUUAUGGAAGAGAAGGACAAGGACUAUCCCGAGCUCUCGGACCUCAAGUGAAUUAUGGAUCUGGCCUUUUUGGUCGACAUGCUGUGUCACUUGGACAGAUUGAACCUGACCCUGCAGGGUAAGUUAAAAAUGCUGCCUGACCUGGUGCAAAGUGCGUUUGCGUUUGUCAACAAACUGAAGCUGUUCAAGACACAUAUUCAAAAGGGAGAUUUAACGCAUUUUCCCACUCUGCUAAAAGCCAGCGGGCAAGUCGCCAGCGCCGCCCCGAGUAAGCAAAGAGCCAGAUAUGCAACGCUGAUUGAAAACUUGCACGAAAGCUUUGUGACCCGGUUCCAUGAUCUACAAUUGAAAAGGCCACAGAUUACGUUCCUCGUCGACCCAUUUAAUGCAGAGACCGGCUGUUUAAAAGUCCCGCUAGUCACAGAUGAAGCUGCGGCUGAGUUGGAGAUGAUCGAUCUUUGUGAGGAGGACCAAUUGAAACCUGCUUUAAGGGAAGGGACCAUUGAUUUCUGGAAAAGUGUGCCAAUGGAAAAAUACCCCAAUGUCAAACGGGCUGCGCUUAAGAUACUGUCAAUGUUUGGGUCAAUAUACGUCUGUGAGUCUGUUUUCUACCCUAAAACAUGUGAAAUCAAAGCAUCGAUCUGUUCUGACUGACACUCACGUGAAAGAAUUGCUUCAAGUGGCAGCAACAGAAUACAAGCCAGAUUUGAAGAGGAUUGUUCAAGGCAAGGAAUGCCAGAAGUCCCACUAAACAACAUGCAUUGUAAAAGUAAAUGCUGUUGUAGAUUAUUAUAUUUUUGUUUGUGGACUUGGUUGAACUGAGAGUUUGUGUGUGAGACAGUGAACACAAUGUUCAUUGUUGAAAAUGACUGGCCUGUGGUUUUAGUACUGUAGGAGUCCAUUUCUGUCAUUAUCAUGUUGGUGUGUGACAUUUACAAUAAAUCUGGCUGAGCAGAGAUGUGUGUAUUUGUGCGUGUGUGUGUGAGAGAGAGAGGGAGGAAAGGAUGGGUGAUGUUCAUGUGUGCCCAUGCGUAUGAUGUGGCUCUUUGCGGUAACACAGUAAAAAAAAGUGGCUCUUGGUCUCUGACUGGUUGGCCACCCCUGACCUAGAGCUAGCGUUCUAUGAAAAAAUGAUCCGCUUUAUAUUAGCUCCUGUAUUAAGCAUCACAAUUGCUUUAAAAGCCUUAGCAAAAGCAGCUCCUUGGCAGUUUGGUGGGAAUUUAAAAAAAUAUCUUUUAAGUCUUCACUUAUCCUAUGUAAACUAACACCCAUUUGGAACAAUCCAGAUAUGCAUCAGAAAAAGAAAAUGCUGAAUUGUAUUACAAAAGGAUUAACAGAAAAUCUACAACAUGUUAUCCAGAGUUUGGUGGUGCUUGGUGGUGCAAGGGCACAUGGCUGGAUGUUUGGACAUGUUUUCUGGAGGUUGUGAUCGAAGCUGGCAGGGGUUCUACCAGGUGCUUUGCCAGGUGAUGUUCUCAGGUGCCUUGGGCCCUGUGCUCGACUUGUGCUGGAGUGACUGUCUUUUGGCAGGAUUUGGCUGCCCACUGAUUCCACUUGUCUUUGACUCUUGCCCUUUGGCUAUGGGCACUCCAUCUGUGGAGUCCCUCUUACUUCAUGACAAAUGCACAUACACAGACACUCAAACAGCACAAGCAACACAGGUAGAUCAGAUAUCUGUUUGUGGGUCUGUUUCAGUUCUUCUCUGUCUGUGCUGUUUGUUUUUUUGACUGUGUUCAUUCCGCUCUAUUCCCUUUUUCAUCCUUCCACAUUUUUUCCCAUUUAAGAACAAGAUGCUAUUAAAGCAAUCAGACAUUCCAGAAAUUUAGAUAAACCUCAGCAAGUGUGUGUUGAGGCUUAAAUUUAGUUUAGAGAUGUUUAAAAGUAAAAAGUAAGUCUCAUUAGUAUGUUCACAAGCAGAUUUUAUUGGUGCUUUACUGGAUACAAGGUGGUAUUAUACCAGUACAAACAAUAAAUCCAAGCAGUGACAUCAAACAAUGAAAGCAGCUUUUAUCAUCUUUCAUUUCAGUUUUAGCCAAAAUAAAAUGGCACAACUAUAUUGAAAUGUGCUGUGAGUUUGCCAUAUUAUGAGUUGAAUUUGGUGACUGCAGGCCAACCUGUGUGAA
This is a messenger RNA of Oreochromis niloticus (Nile tilapia), 5800 nucleotides long. RefSeq names its product general transcription factor II-I repeat domain-containing protein 2. The record is from RefSeq and is a predicted model, not a curated record. The transcript has 3 exons. The coding region runs from base 2589 to 3728 and encodes 379 amino acids. NCBI's taxonomy places the organism in Eukaryota, Metazoa, Chordata, Actinopteri, Cichliformes, Cichlidae.